AUGGCUCUCUCUUGUCACCGGAAUGUGUGCACGCACCUCUUUCGCGGCAGCGCACGGCGAUGUGACAUUUUCGGUGCGGCGCUUUCUUCUGACUCGUGCAAAUUUUCCGCCGCUACGCAGCGCACUGCAUUGAUUUCGCAGCCAUUUUUGGCUCAUGAACGAGUCACGUGGAUCGCAGCCCGAUUGCGUGGCGGCGCCUUCAGUGAGCGUCUGGACCGCAGCUGUCACAUACGAGCACGGUCCAUGUGGGCAAAAGAUAAAAUACGGGACCCUGACACAAGAUUCAGCCUCCGCGUUGUGCCAUGCAAUUGCAUAUAUAAGAGUCCCUUCGUCCUGUUACCUCUAUCGAGCACCACCGCCGACACGCGUCAACCUCGUCCAGAAAGCUCUUCAUACGCCUCCAAUCGCAGCAUCCUCGCCAUGCCCCAACCACAACCCUUGCCCGGAGACCUGCACUCCAAACCAGCCCGUCCCGCUACCCUCAGCCAGUUCAUCACCUGCAACAUCAUGCCCUUCUUCAUCACCUUCAAACUCUACCUCUCCGGCCUCCCACCCGCCAUAUCUCAACAACUUCGACACUUUUCGCUCGUCAAUUUCAUCAAUCCGUUUCACUGGAAAGCGCUGAUCUUCGCCAAUGGGUUUCCGGUUGUUCUCAAAGUGUCCGAUAUUCUGUAUGCGAAUAUGAAGCAGCCUUUGCUUCGAAAGGCUUCCGGCAGAGUUCUGGAGAUCGGUGCUGGUGCAGGAGACAAUCUUGCCUACUACGACGCUUCAAAGAUCGAAAGACUGUUCGCACUGGAACCGUACGAACCACUGCGCGUGCAACUCGCUACCAAGGCACAGAAACUCGGCCUCGCCAGCAAAACCACCAUCAUCCCCGCAGGCCUCGACGAACCUUCCGCCCUCCUCAGCGCCGGCAUCCAACCCAACUCCAUCGACACAAUCGUCCUCUUCCAAGUCCUCUGCUCCAUCCCCUCUCCAAAAAAACACCUAUCCUACCUCCAGUCGCUCCUCAAACCAGGUGGUCAGAUCUUGCUCUUCGAACACGUCGCCAGCAAACAUACUCUGGCAAGAUCCAUUCAGAACCUCUGGACUCCCGUUUGGAGGUUCAACUUCGGAGGUUGUGAGUUGAACAGAGACUCCGGAGAGUGGUUGGAAAAGUUGGGGGGUUGGAAAGAGGUCGAGCUGCAAAGACCGGUGAUCGAGACGGAUGCGGAUCUGAUCCCGCAUGCUAUUGGAAGGUUGGUCAGGGCCUGA
Messenger RNA from Pseudozyma hubeiensis SY62, 1254 nucleotides. Its product is annotated as polyketide synthase. The coding region runs from base 1 to 1254 and encodes 417 amino acids. The transcript is spliced from 2 exons. Lineage: Eukaryota; Fungi; Basidiomycota; Ustilaginomycetes; Ustilaginales; Ustilaginaceae. The record is from RefSeq and is a predicted model, not a curated record.